This is a messenger RNA of Rhipicephalus microplus (southern cattle tick), 1439 nucleotides long. Its product is annotated as uridine diphosphate glucose pyrophosphatase NUDT14. The record is from RefSeq and is a predicted model, not a curated record. NCBI's taxonomy places the organism in Eukaryota, Metazoa, Arthropoda, Arachnida, Ixodida, Ixodidae. Gene Ontology annotation, molecular function: metal ion binding; UDP-sugar diphosphatase activity. Gene Ontology annotation, biological process: nucleoside phosphate metabolic process; ribose phosphate metabolic process.
AUUUUAGUUCUACGUUUCCCUACACGGGGCGGCUCGAUAGUUGCAUCGUGCAUCUUAUCUGAUGUAAAAGAUUGUUGCGUAAAAUACGUCUUCCUCGGAAAAAAUGAAGGCGCUUAUCUACGUCUCGGGCCGCGCUCGUGAACCGUUUUUUACGAAAAGCGACCAAUAAAAUUUUACCUUACUAAGCUAGUCGUGGUGCUGUGAGCGAUGAUCACGGAGUUCGAUGUUGGCGCGCUGUAGCUUGGCCGCGGUCCACCAAAUUGAUAGUUUCGGGCGGUCCCGCCGCCAGUGUUUGUUCCUCGGUUAGACGCUCUUUGUCCACGUCCAACGUAGUUAUGGAGAAGAUCGACGACGUACGAGUCGCGGAGCUCAAGAAUUCCGCGUACAUCAAACCUACGCGGCUGCUUUUCAAGCAGAACGGAAAGCAAAGGAUAUGGGACCUCAUGAAGACCCACGACAGUGUCUCGGCCGUUAUUUACAACAAAAGCAGGGAUGUCCUCUUAUUCGUCAGGCAGUUCCGACCAGCUGUCUACUACGGUCAGAUCCCACCUCACGAAUUCUCUUCGGGCAAGCCCAUCGACACGAACAAGUAUCCAGGAAAGUUGGGCGUGACGCUCGAACUGUGUGCGGGCAUCAUCGACAACGACAAACUGUCCUCCGCCGAGACAAUGCGCGAAGAGAUCAAGGAGGAGUGCGGAUACGAUGUGCCCUUGAGCAGCGUACAGCGGGUCACCUCAUUCAGAGCUGGUGUGGGAAUCCUUGGUGCCAAGCAGGAGCUGUUUUACGUCGAAGUGACCGAUGACAUGAAGAUCAGCUCUGGUGGCGGUGUCGAAGAACAAGGCGAGAUGAUUGACGUGGUCGAGCUAACCAAAGCCGAAGCCAAGAAGAUGUUGUUUGACGAGAGCAUCAUGCGGCCCGCUGCUCUGCUUUUCGGAAUCACGUGGUUCUUAGAGGUCAAGUCGAAGCAGUAGAAAGGACUUUUAAUUGUACAUAAGUGAGCUCACUAGGAUCUACAUCUUUAUAAGUUGCACGUGUUAUAUGGAAUUUUGACCUGAUGCAUUCAUUAGGAAUGCAUGUGAUCGGGUUGAAGAGGUAAGCUUAAGAAAUCCACCACAUUCUGGCCUCUUUCAGGCGGUUGGUUUCUUCUUAAACGCCCUUAAAUUAAUGUUGUGACAUUUUUUGCUGCAGUCAUAAGCAUUAUAUUGGCGUUAUACUAUGGUGACUCAUUUGUGACUCGUCAUUUAAGCCAAGCAGAGCCUAACCACUAGAAGCAACGUAGUGAUCAAAAUCUUUCUUAUAUGAACGUCUUUAUGCAAACUUUUUGACAUAUCUUGCCGAAGCUUGGGCCCAACAUGCUGUCAUUACAUGAUCUGCAUCAGUAUUCCAUGCCAUACGUGAUAUAGAGUAAAAGAGCAUAAUAAAAAGUAUCGUAUGAAUGC